Molecule: messenger RNA, 2233 nt
Organism: Lobosporangium transversale
Lineage: Eukaryota; Fungi; Mortierellomycota; Mortierellomycetes; Mortierellales; Mortierellaceae
Exons: 2
Coding region: 157-2097 (646 amino acids)
Molecular function (GO): phosphatidylinositol binding; protein binding
Source: RefSeq, a predicted model, not a curated record
CGUGCUUGUUUUCUUAUCUCUUUCACUCUUCUUAUUUGUCCUUUUUCUUCCUCAUCGUCCAUCCCCUGUCUCACUCACCCUCCCCUCAUCCACUUUCUCUUUGAUCAAUCUCGUCUUCAUUUGCUCUCUUUUCCGCAUUUCAUUUACUCCAUUCAGAUGCAAAAUCUUAGACGAUCUCUCCAGAAUAAAAACAGCUCUGGUGGUCUUUCACCCAACCGCGCUCCCGCUGCGCUGGCCCCGCCACGCAAGGUUAUCAAAGCCCUUUACGAUUAUAAUUCCUUGCAGAGCGAGGAACUCUCCUUUACCAAAGGCGACUUUUUCCACGUCGUUGGUAAUGAGGACGACGAAGAUUGGUACGAAGCCUGCAAUCCUGUCACUGGUGCCCGUGGCUAUGUUCCUGUCACCUACUUUCAGAUCUUAGAGAAAAGCCAGCGCAAUAGCAACCAUAGCGAGGAGAAUGGCAAUGAUUUUGGGUCGCAUACAGAUUCUUCACAGGGACAAAUCUAUCAGCAACCACAGCAACAACAGCAACAGCAACAACAACAGCGGCAACAACAACCGCAACAAUCAACUACCCCGACGCAGAAGUCAAAAUUUCAGCCCUUAUAUGGUAUUGUCCUCUAUGACUUUAAUGCUGAGAGACAUGAUGAGCUGGAUGCCAAAGUUGGUGAUGCCAUUUUGGUCAUAGCUAAAUCGAACGAAGAGUGGUAUGUUGCCAAGCAUAUUGGAAGGCUUGGAGGUCCUGGAUUGAUCCCUGUGAAUUUUGUCGAGAUCAGAGAUAUGGCUACUGGGAAACGUAUUGAUGUGCAGGAGAUGCUUCGCCAGACAGGAACAGCCAUUCCUCGCAUCGAAGAAUGGAAAAAGCAAGCUUUAGAAUAUAAAGCAAAUAGCAUCCCUCUUGGUAAGCUCGAAGCGGGCGAAGCUCAGCAACAACAACAGCAGCAACAACAUCAUCAGCAUCAAUCAUAUCAUCAACAGGGUGUAAACCCACAACAAUUUAUGCAACAGCAUCAAUCAAAUCAGAAUACAGGACCAACCCUCCAACAACUCAAAAACAAAAUGUCGCGAGGAGAUCUCAAAUCCCAACAGAGAGAGCCUAAUCUUCGUGGACAUGCCUCUCAGGACUUUGAUUCUGCUAGACGUAUGACGAAUCGUGAUGAAGGAAACGGAAUGAAUACAGGAACAGCAUCAAGUAAAGGAAAUAGCGAUUCAUAUGACAAUCACGAUUUGGAUGUGCCGCGACUUUUGUUUGCGUCUGUAGAGUCAUACUUUCAAGAGGAUGAUCAAUACUGGUUCACCGUCAAGGUUGAGUUAUCCAAUGGAAUGACGCGGACAUUGUAUCGAUUGUACGAAGAUUUUUACGAGUUUCAUAUUGCGUUACUCGAAGAGUUCCCUGUAGAGUCUGGCAAAGUGGGCGACCAACCUCGGAUCCUACCUUUUAUGCCUGUUCCGCUUCAAGUUGUCACAGAUACUAUCACGGCAACCCGUCGGGCAGACCUGGAUGAAUAUGUUAAGGAUUUGUGUGACUUGCCCUUGAGGAUCACACAACAUCCUCUUGUAGAGCGGCUAUUUGCGCUAAAAGAAGGAGAUAUCGAGAUACCAACAAAUGGAACUGCAGGUAAUGGCAGAACCUCACCAUCUAUCGGACGUUCAACGCCUUCCAGUAAUAUGUUCCAUUCAGCCAAUCCAGCAGAUCGACGCCUGUCGCCUUCGGCAGGACCUCGAGCUGUAUUUGCAUCCAAGUCACAGCAAGGCUCUGGAAGCUACCGCGGCUACCCAGAUGACUCAGUAUCUACCUCUACUUCACCUAGCCUGCGCUCUCAGUCAUCAUUUGCGGGGGCACCGCCAUUGAACGGUAGUUCUGAGGAGAUGAUUAAACUCAAGAUCUCGUUCCAGGAAGACAUUAUGGCAAUGAGGAUACCUGUUUCCAUCACUUUCCGCGCGCUUCAGCAAAAGGUUUUUGAACGCAUUGAUACCGACAACCGUGAGCUAAGUUACCGCGACGAGCGCGGAGAUUUUGCAAGGCUCCAGAAUGAUAGCGAUGUUCGAGAUGCUAUUGAUCGUAGUGGAGGAAAGCUCAUGAUCUAUGUGGAUUAAGAGUAAUUUAGUAACAAUAUCCCGAUCCCCUAAUCCAUGCAUACCUAUUUAUUUUUGUUUAUCGCAAUGUAAUACCCAUGCGAAAAAAAAAAAAAAAGAAAGAAAGAUAGAAGAUGCACAUCUCGCUGUGUAAGAG